GCCCCCAGCCGCGGCGGCCCCUGCAUGGACGGCGGGGCGCCUCCGCUGUGGGCGACGCUGCUCACGGCGUGGGGGGCGACCUGGAGCGCCUGCUGGAGCUGGGGCUGGGGCGGAGUCACCACCCAGGCGGCGCACGCGCCGUUCGCGUCCUCCGGCCACUGCCAGGAGGACUCUGAGCGCUGCUCCUGCGACUGGGAGCUGCGCAAGAUCAUCGACCUCCAGCAAGAGGUCGGACUCCUCCAGUCGGAGGUGUGGGCGCUGCGGUGCCUGCUGCUGGCCGGGCUUCUACUGCUCGGCGCUGUAGCCUCGGGUGCUGGCACGCUGGGCUUCCUGGUGGGGGCCUGCCGGCGCUGCCGCUGCGGCGGGCGCGAGCGCGCUCCGGGCCGGGCGGCCGAGCCCGGCGCCCAACCGGCCGCGGCCUCGAGGGGCCCUCGACGCCGAGCCGCCGGCAGCAGUAGCCCGAUGGCAGACGUGCUGACGCUGGACAUCGGCGACCCGCAGAUCCUGGUCCACUACCCGGACGACGAGAACGGCUUCUGCUGGCAUCACAGAGUCUUGCUCUUCAGAGUGUCGGACGAUAUCUGGAUCAGUUUGACCCCUGAUCUCGCCCUGGUGCGCUUGAAGCUCCUGGACAUCCGGCACGAGGUGCUGGAGAGGCGAGCCCCGUUCCCUGCCCACCUGGGCAACCAGGUCUACGCCCACGACCCCAUCGCCGCCGCCGCCCUGGCGGGCUUCCGCCGCCGUGCGAAGAUCCAGGGGCAGCUGCUGGGUGUGGGCCAGGUGGACGUGGUCGAGAGGAUGAUCUGGGUGGUGGCCGAGCCCCGGUCGGCGAGGUUCGGCGAGGUGAUCGACUCGGCCAUCAUGGACGACGACGCCCGCGGCACGGGCUUCGACACGAAGGGCGUGGCGGUCGUGGACGGGGAGGAGAUUUUCGUGCAGAAGAUCGCGGCUAGCAAGCUCGACGACUUCAAGAAGGAGACCAAGGCGGACCUCGGAGACGUGCGCACGCUCGGGGACCACCUCGACGAUGCUGGGCAACGCAGCCUAAGGCUCUCGGAGGCGGUCGCGCUGAUGAGAGACACGGACCAGCCGAACUUCCCGCUCGCCGGCGUGAGGAGCGUGAAGGAGUUCCUCGAGUCGGUGGCCUCCGGGCCUGGCAACAUGACGUCGUACCAGGUGAUUCGGCUCAUGCACUCCUGGGACCAGGUCGACGCCUCUAUGAUGGCCUCUGCGGAGCUGAUCGUGCGCUGGCUGGUUCAGACGGAGAUAGCGGUAGAGCGCAACCCGCGCCACCCUGACUACAGCGGGCUGGACAUAGUGAUCUCGGCCCCGGUGAACGCAGCGGGCCGCGCGACGACGAACAAGUUCAACUCCUGGGUCACUGACAAGCUCAAGGAGAGGGCGCAGAUCUGGAAGCAGGAGCGCCUGUACCGCGAGGAGCAGAAGACGAACCUGAAGGAGGGCAAGGGCGGCGAUGGCUACGAUCCGUCCAAGAAGAAGCCGAAGAAGAGAGGGGUUUUUGACACGGUUCGGGCCCUGAACCAGCUAGCCGCCGCCAACGUGAAUUCACGUCGCGCCCAGGGGCACGACCGCGCACCAGAAGGGCACCUCCAGCCGACCGCCGUGCAGCAGUGGGCGAUCCAGAACGUUGCCCGGCGUGUGCAGGCGCAUGGGGAUUGCCCCGCUGACCUCACAGAGGAGUCAUCGUUGCACGAGAUCCUCGACUCGAGAGACCACUACGGGAUGGAGCCCAAGAACCUGGCCAGCUUCGACUUCGACAAGGUCAAGAUCCUGCACAGGAAGGUCCACGUUCGGCCGAUACGCCGGGAGUUGCCCGCGUCGGCCGCUGGUUACCUUCGGCGCGCUUCCGACUUGAUCGAGAUGGGCGAAGCGGAGCUUGAGAGAGAUCGUGCCGAGGGAGUGGGUGUCACGCCAUACUGGGACCCUCACCUCCGGCGCUCGCGAGACCUUCGGAAGCGACUGUACCAGCGCCUGGACCAGCAGGGCCUGCUGACUUGGCGCCGGCGGCUGAAGGGGCAUGCGGGCAUCUUCGUGGUCAAGAAAAAGGAUGGGCUCCAGAGGUUGAUCAUCGACGCCCGAGCGGCCAACCGGGCGCAUCGGCCACCUCCCACUACUCGGCUAGGCUCCUCGCGAUGCAUGGCCGACCUCGACCUCUCCGACCCCCGCCUGAAGGCAUCGGGCUUCGGGGGCCUCGGCUCCGGGGCCUUCAGCCCAGCUGGCCGCGAAGGAGACGUCGGGGACUGUUUCUACAACUUCACCAUCCCCGAGCUGGCGAGCUGGUUCGGCUUCACAGACCAGUUCGACACCAACGAGCUGACGGAGAUGGGCUGCCUGCCGGACUCGAUCUGGGACGACGCCGAGGGGGCCGAGACCAAGGUCGUGGACGGCGAGCAGCUCUACCCUUGCAUGUGCGCGGUUUGCAUGGGCUGGUCUUGGGCGCUCUACUUCGCCAACGAGGCCGUGACCUACCGCGUCCAGCGGGCGCUGCCCGACGGGGCCGAGAAGGUGAUGAGGGAGAUGCAGCCUGCCCCGACCAUCGAGCCCGGCAAGUGCGUUGCCGGAGUGUACGUUGACAACGUGCAGGUGAUCGGAGGCUGCGAGGCUGACGCCAACACUCAGAUGCAUGAAAUCGAGAAUCUUUUUCGAGAGGACCGCAUACCUUUCGACGUGGAACCGGGGGACAGUUUGGAGAUGCAGUCCCUCGGCCUGGUGUGCCACUGGCAGGAGCGUCGCCUGAGGCAUGUGGCUCGGCGCGUCUGGCGGACCUACGUGGCCGGACACGCCCUUUUGAGACGCCGCAAGCUCCACGGGCACGCGCUCCAGUGCUGGCCGGGGCACGUCGCGAACUUGAACCAGCUCUGCCCCGAGGCGAUGUCCGCGCUGAACGCCUGCUACCGUUUCAUCGAGGAGUCGCUGGAGUCGCCCAAGCGGGUCUGGCCCUCCGUGAAGUCCGAGAUCCGCUGCUCGAUGAACUUGCUCUUCCUGAUGGAGGCGGACCUGGGCGCGACCUACUCGGACCAGGUGUACUGCGGGGGCUCGUCCGGCCGCGGCUACGCACUCCACGUGACGAACGCCGAGCCGAUCGAGCUCCGAGAAGCCUGGAGGUGGAGAGAACGCUGGCGGUACCGCGACGUCCCAACAGUGACGGGCCACGUCAGCAACGGGCUCGACUACGUGCGCGGCGGCACGCCCGGCACCGCCACUGGCCCGAAGACCGCCUUCGGCCAGUCCCUGCUGAGUCAGGCGGAGGUGCCAGAGGAUGCGAGCGGCCUGGCUCCCUCUCCGGCCCGAAGCCGCGCUGCGAAGCCGGCUCGUGGCCGCACCCAGCUGCAUCUGGACUCGGGCAUCCCCGCCUUGGGGGACAGCUGGGUGGCCAGGCGCCGCUACAAGCUGGUCGCCGCGGAUCGCUGGCGCUGGCAGGACGAGCACAUCAACCUCAAGGAGGCGAGGGUCGCCAUGAUGGGGCUCCGUCGACACUGCCGGUCGGUGAAGUUCAUGGGCACAAAGCUGCUCUCGAUCAGCGACAGCCAGGUCACCGUCGGGGCCUUCGAGAAGGGCCGCUCCAGCGCGGGCCUGCAGGCCCUCUGCAGGCGCGCAGCCGCCUACCGCCUGGGCGGGCAGAUCGCCUGGCGGCUCAGGUAUAUCGAGACUGACCGAAACCCGAGCGACGAGGACUCCCGGCGCUGGGACCUGAAGAAGCCUGCUGGGCUGAACCGGGGGCCCGAGCGUCGAGACGCCGCCCCGAGCCUGUCCGCUCCGGCUGCGAGUUACACGACCUCCUCCUCUUCUCGGUCACCUCCGUCGGCAUCCUCAGCAUCUGUUGUACGCCCGUCAAUUCAGAGCGAGCCUGGUAAAUCAGUUUUUUGUAUGGAGCUCCUCGGUGGAAAGGGUGAGCUGACUCGAGCUUGCCGGGCGGAGGGGCUUCCCUUCGCGGAUUCAGUUGAUAUCAGAGACGGCUGGGAAUUUGAUCUGUCUCGUCGCAGUACACAAGAGUUUAUCCUCAGGCUGGCCCGAGAAGGGCGUUUGAUAUAUGUGCACCUGGGAACGCCUUGUCAGGUUUGGAGUAUCGCUCGGAGGGGGAUCCGAAACCACGUUCGAGCCAGGGCCCGGGAACGUUUGGGCAUCGAGUUCGCACUGUUCACGGCUACGUUGUGUCAUAUCUUAUCACGUCGUGGGUGUUAUUGGAGUGUGGAAAACCCCCGGACUUCGAGACUCUGGACCUUCGACCCGAUCGCUCGCCUUCAUGGACUCGCGGACGUCGUCGAGGUAAACUUCGAUAUGAGCAUGUAUGGCACGGCCUAUCGGAAACCUACUCGAAUCCUGACAAACCUGAAAGCAUUACAGUCCUUGGGAGAUCGACCUCGCAUUCGACAUAAACACUCGGUCUUGCUACACGGUCAUCUCACACCACUUGCCGCCGCCUACCCGCCAGCAUUGGGCUCGUGUUGGGCCAGGCUUCUUUCUUCGGCCCUGCCGGGCGACAUGCGCCCGGGCCAGCGAGCCUUCGACCCCAGCGAGGUCCGCCAUGGCCUCCAGCGGGCCGCGGGCCGUCAGCCGGCGGCUCGAGGAGCAGCGGUUCACGGUGAGGUCGAUGAACCCCGUGAGCCAGCCUGCCAGGCCGCCGACUCGUUCCUCGAGCACGACCCGAUCAUCCAGUUCGGCCAGGACGAGCGGCCCCGGCGCUGGAGGGCCCACCCGGACUGGGCGGCAGCCGCCACCGGGGAAGGGCCGACCGCGGCUGCCUACAGGCCCCCGGCGGGCAGGCCCCAUCACCGUCCCGCGGAAGGACUCGCUGAUCAUGGCGACGGUGACCGGAGGCACUCUGGAGAGGUACGCGACGGCGGUCCACGAGUUCGAGACCUACGCGAAGGAGAAGCGCCUGCCGCUGCAGCCGCUGGCACGCCUGGACGACAGCCUCUCCCUCUACUUCGUGGACCUGUUCGACGACGGCUUCGGGGUCUGGGAGGGGCGCAACGCCUUCUACGGGUGCAAGCUGCUGAAGCUCAAGACGACGGGCAAGGUCGACCUCCCAAAGGCGCUGGCCUCCCUGAAGGGUUGGACGAAGCGGGCGCCCGGGAGGAUGCGUCUGCCGCUGCCCGACAUCAUCGUGGACGACAUCGCGCUGGACCUAGUGGAGCACGGGAACCCCCUGAUGGGGGCCGCGGUGGUGAUCCAGACAGACACCUACACGCGGCCCUCCGAGGUGGUGGGGCUGAGGCAGGGCCAGAUCCUGCCGCCGGCGCCGGUCGCGAAGCUCGGCGCGCACUAUGGCAUCGUCAUCGCGCCCUCGGAGUGGCACGAGACCACGAAGACGGGCGGCCAGGACGACAGCCUGCUCGUGGGCGACGUGGCGAGGCCGUGGCUGACGAGCGUGCUGCGGCUGCUCCACAAGCCCACCGUGUCGGACAAGAAGAAGAUCUUCGACUUCACCCUCGGCGACUACGAGCGCGAGGUGAAGAAGUCGGCCUGCCGCCUGGGCUACACCUCCCUGGGCGUUUGCCCGCACGUCUUCCGGCGCUCGGGCGCCAGCAACGACAAGGCGCACUCCCGGAGGACGUUGAAAGAGGUUCAGAAGCGCGGACGAUGGGCAUCUUCCGCGUCGGUGGAUUGCGACGAGAAGGGGGCCCUGAUCUUGCAGCAGUUGCGCAAGGUUCCCUUGGCCAAGCAGAAAAAGGCGGCUGA
This is a messenger RNA of Prorocentrum cordatum, 5703 nucleotides long. The record is from the annotation of a GenBank genome assembly. Lineage: Eukaryota; Dinophyceae; Prorocentrales; Prorocentraceae.